CUGCUGAAGACUCCAGUUAUUUCUGCGGCUCGCUAACGCCCCGGAAGCUACCCCUUCUCGGGGGUCAUGAUGGGCAGUAAGAUGGCGUCCGCCAGCAGGGUCGUUCAGGUAGUCAAGCCACAUACUCCAUUAAUAAGGUUCCCUAACAGAAGAGACCAUCCUAAACCCAAUGUAUCAGAAGUUCUGAGCUCAGCAGGACUACCGUCUCAUUCUUCUUCAAUUUCACAGCACUUUAAGGGAAGUAAAUCGACAGAUUGGCCGAUGCAUCAGGGGCCACCAGACACUGCGGAAAUAAUAAAAACAUUACCUCAGAAAUAUAGAAGGAAACCUAUGUCUCAAGAAGAAAUGGAAUUUAUCCAGCGUGGAGGUCCAGAAUAAUCACUGACAGUGGCUGCUGUUUGUCAUCAGACAGAAGGAUAGUCUUGCAAUAAAGGACUUCCAACAUGACAAAUGAGAAAUUGUACAUUAAACACCUUAAAUAUUCUGUAAAAAAGCUAUAUAGAAAAUUCAGACGGACACUUAUAACAUCUCAUAAUUUAUGUAUCUUGGUCAGCUCCUCCACAAGCUUACCUAAUUGUUUAUAUACUUUAUACUUAUUAAAGUACACAUUUAAAAUGUUAGCCUAUUAUUUUACUCUUAAUUAUUAAGUAUUAUUAGUGUUGAACUAUUAAAAGAACACAAUGUCUAGUAAACCAUCAUGUAUUUCCCAUAAUUUCAUUUUUCUUUCAGUUUCUAUUUAGAUAUGAAUUUAUGGGGCAGAAUUGCUGCUUUUUGGAAGUGAUUUUUAUGAAAUUGGAUGAGUAUCAGUGAAAUAAUGUCUCCAUUAUUUAUUCUUAAUUCUUUUUUUUAAUUUAGUUAUUGUUCAAGUACAGUUUUCUGUUUUUUACUCCCAUCCCAGCCCCCCCCCCAGUGCUCCCCAUAUUCUUGAUUCUCUUAAUAUUUUUUUCAUUCACAAAGUUAGUGGAGUAACUGGCUUAAUAAGCACAUCCUACUCUGAACGAUAAAAAUAUAGCCAAAGUCUAUAUAGCCAAUAUAGACUUUGUGGUAGUAAGACAGGGGAGUUAACACAAAAGAUUAUUUGUCACCUAUUUUUAGAAAAAAAGUCAGUAUAAAAUCAGAGAUCAACAUGAAUAUAGUAUAGGUAUAAUGGCCAAAAUUGGCAAUUUCUUAUGUUUUUAAGGGUAUUAAGAAAGUGUUGUUUUUUGGUUUAUUUUACUGUUUUGAUUGUAAUAAUGUAUGCAAAUCCUGGUAACCAUUAAUUUUCUCAAACUUAAUGUCUGAAAGCUUCAUAAAAUCAACCUAAAUAUUUACCUUGUUAAGGUGAUAUAUGAAACUUUAAAAAGGUCUUCUUGUGCCAAGAGUAUAUAUUAUUGUGAAAGUAAAGUCUCAUAAAGUGAAAUAAAUUUUCUUCCAUACCUUUA
Artibeus jamaicensis (Jamaican fruit-eating bat) is the source of this 1421-nucleotide messenger RNA. RefSeq names its product mitochondrial ribosomal protein S36 (gene KGD4). The transcript has 4 exons. Gene Ontology annotation, biological process: 2-oxoglutarate metabolic process. The coding region runs from base 67 to 378 and encodes 103 amino acids. NCBI's taxonomy places the organism in Eukaryota, Metazoa, Chordata, Mammalia, Chiroptera, Phyllostomidae. The record is from RefSeq and is a predicted model, not a curated record.